Messenger RNA from Moesziomyces antarcticus, 1800 nucleotides. RefSeq names its product d-lactate dehydrogenase cytochrome oxidoreductase protein. The coding region runs from base 1 to 1800 and encodes 599 amino acids. Gene Ontology annotation, molecular function: FAD binding; D-lactate dehydrogenase (NAD+) activity; D-lactate dehydrogenase (cytochrome) activity. The record is from RefSeq and is a predicted model, not a curated record. NCBI's taxonomy places the organism in Eukaryota, Fungi, Basidiomycota, Ustilaginomycetes, Ustilaginales, Ustilaginaceae. The transcript has a single exon. Gene Ontology annotation, cellular component: mitochondrion. Gene Ontology annotation, biological process: lactate catabolic process.
AUGGUCUUUGCACGCCGUUUCUCCGCGCGCGCAUUUGGCGCAGCCCGCGGCCCGUCCACGUCCGCUACUUCGUCCACAUGCCGUCUUUUGACCACCUCCGCGCCGCGCCAGAAUGUCUCCGCUCCAAACACUGGCAGUGCGUCCGGCAGCGCCUCGGCAACCGCGGGCUCGUACCGCAAUCUUGCACUUGGCCUGCUCGCAGUUGGACUGGGAGCCAACGCAUACUACCUCUCCCAGCGUGACAGCAAGCUUCAACUCGACGGACCCAAGGCGGUGAUCAGCAGCGGCGAAUACUCGUACAGCAAUCCGCAGCUGCCGUUCGAGUAUGGAAGCAAGCAGGACUUUGAGGCGGCGAUCGAGGAGCUCAAGGCCUAUUUCACCUCGCAAGGUGAAGCUUGGGACGACUUUGUUACCACGGACGAAGACGAGCUCGAGCGCCGCGGUCUGGACGAGAACGGCCACCGCAGCUCGUCGGAGGGCACCAAACCUUCGGUGGCGGUGUAUGUGCGCGACACUCCGGAUGUGCAGCAAGUGAUCCGCAUCGCGAACAAGUAUCGCAUGCCCAUUGUGCCCUUCUCUGGCGGAACGAGUCUGGAGGGCCACUACAUUGCGCCAUUUGCGGGCAUCUCGAUCGACAUGAGCCGCAUGGACAAGGUGAUUGCCUUCCACCCGGCCGACGGCGACAUUGUGGUGCAGGCGGGCAUUGGAUGGGAGACGGUGAACCAGUACUGCGCCAAGAAUGGCAACCAGCUCUUCUUCCCGCUUGAUCCCGGCCCAGGCGCUACGAUCGGCGGCAUGAUCGGCACGGGCUGUUCGGGCACCAAUGCGGUGCGCUAUGGCACUGCGCGUGGCGAGCACUUUCUCGACAUGAAGGUGGUGCUUGCCAACGGCGAGAUCAUCUCGACGCGCGGCGGCGGACGUGCACGCAAGUCUUCGGCGGGCUUUGACAUUGGCAAGAUCAUCGUGGGUGCCGAAGGCACUCUGGGCAUUGUCACCGAGGUGACGCUUCGACUGGCGCCCAAGAUGCCGUCGGACGCAGUGGCCGUGGCGAGUUUCCCGAACGUGGAGGCGGCAUCGCAGACGGUGAACGAGAUCCUGCUGUCGGGCGUGCCCGUGCAGUGCAUCGAGUUGCUCGACUACAAAAUGAUCCAGUCGAUCAACGAGUCGAACCUGUGCGGCCGCAAGUACGACGAAAAGGACUCGCUCUUCUUCAAGCUGAGUGGAGGCGAAGCGGCGGUGGCCGAAGCCAAGGAGGCCAUCACUCGCGCGAGUGUCAAGUUCGGUGCGCGCCGCGAGAGCGUCGAGUUCGAGACGGACAAGGAGCGAGCCGCCAAGAUCUGGGAAGGGCGCAAGGCUGCACUGUGGGCGGUGGCUGCUACCAACGAGGCACCGGGUGUCAAGGUGUGGACCACCGAUGUGUGUGUUCCCAUCUCGGCACUUCCCAGGCUCGUGCGCGAGUCGCAAAAGGACUUCCAAGAAUCGGGACUUACGGGAACGGCCAUCGUCGGCCAUGCGGGCGAUGGAAACUUCCACGCGCUCAUCCCCUUCAACGCAUCGGAUCCCAAGGAGCUCCAAACCACCACCGAGGUGGUCGGAAGACUAUGCGAGCGCGCGCAGAAGCUCCAGGGCACGUGCACGGGCGAACACGGCGUGGGCAUGGGCAAGAUCGAGUACCUCGAGAAAGAGCUGCCCGCCGCCACCAUCCGCGUCAUGAAGGCCAUCAAACUCGCACUCGACCCCAACAACCUGCUCAACCCCGGCAAGCUGUACCCGCACCCUGCCGCCACCGCGUCGUCGUAG